This is a messenger RNA of Pneumocystis carinii B80, 1661 nucleotides long. RefSeq lists its product as hypothetical. Gene Ontology annotation, biological process: positive regulation of ubiquitin protein ligase activity; anaphase-promoting complex-dependent catabolic process; positive regulation of anaphase-promoting complex-dependent catabolic process. Bases 47 to 1615 code for a protein of 522 amino acids. Lineage: Eukaryota; Fungi; Ascomycota; Pneumocystomycetes; Pneumocystales; Pneumocystaceae. Gene Ontology annotation, cellular component: anaphase-promoting complex. Gene Ontology annotation, molecular function: protein binding; ubiquitin ligase activator activity; anaphase-promoting complex binding. The record is from RefSeq and is a predicted model, not a curated record. The transcript has 2 exons.
CUUUUUUUAUUUUUUUUUUGGACUUUUUCUGAUUAUUUUAUGAAAAAUGCUUUCAACGCCUAUGAAACAUUUAGAUAAGAAUCCUAUUUGCUGUACACCAACGUCAGGAUUAAAGAUUCAGAAGUCACCAUUAACACCACGACAAACGGCAGCAGUUAUUUCUCAUUUGCACUCAGCAAAACGAGUUUAUUCACCCAAAUCAUCAAUUUAUCGUCAAACACCUUUACGUCUUGAUAUUGUAGCAUCAGAUUGGACACUUGUUGGUACAGGACCGCCAUCUAGUCCUCAAAGAACAGCAAAAAGGACAUCAUUUAGAUUACAAUGUGAUCGGUUUAUUCCUCAACGUACCAGUCAACCAUCUAGUGCAGCAUCAAAAAUGAUUUAUCCAGUUAUUGAGAAUAAAACAGGCAGUCAAGAUACAUAUAAUGGGACAAAUAAUCCAUCGGAAACUAUUGCAUAUACAGCAUCAGUUGCAGAAGCGUGUGGUCUUGCAUUAAAUACACGUAUUCUUGCAUUUAAACCAAGUGCACCAGAAACUAGUCGAUCGAUUGAUCUUCGUUCGCAAUAUAAUCGACCUCUUAAACCGGCAGCAUUGUCAUCACAAUUUCGUCGACGUAUUGUUACAGCACCUGAACGUGUUUUAGAUGCACCUGGAUUGAUUGAUGAUUAUUAUCUUAAUUUACUUGACUGGAGUAACCUUAAUAAAGUUGCUAUUGGACUUGAGAGGAAUGUUUAUGUAUGGGAUGCGGAUAGUGGUUCUGUUUCAUGUUUAAUGGAGGCUAAACAAAACACAUAUGUUUCUGGUAUAAAAUGGUCUGCAGAUGGAUGUUACUUAUCAAUUGGACUGGGUGAUGGAGAUGUACAAAUAUGGGACAUUGAAACAUGCUCUAAAAUGAGAACUAUGUCUGGACAUGAGGCGCGUGUUGGUGUAUUAGCAUGGGAUAAGCAUAUUUUAAGCAGUGGAUGUCGAGAUGGUAGUAUUUGGAAUCAUGAUGUAAGAAUUGCACAGCACAAAGUUAGUGAAUGGAAAGGUCAUGGAUCAGAAGUGUGCGGUCUUGAAUGGAGAUACGAUGGAUCUCAACUUGCAAGUGGGGGGAAUGAUAAUUUAGUAAAUAUUUGGGACUCUAGAUCAUCAGUUCCAAAAUUUACGAAAACUAACCAUAUAGCAGCCGUUAAAGCUUUAUCGUGGUGCCCGUGGCAAUUAAAUCUUUUAUGUACAGGUGGAGGAUCUCAAGAUCGUAUUAUUCAUUUUUGGAAUGCAACAACUGGAGCUCGAACACAUUCGGUUGAUACAGGAUCACAAGUUACGUCUGUUCGAUGGUCACCUGUGUAUCGCGAACUCGUUUCUUCGCAUGGAUUUCCGGAUAAUCAUUUAUCUAUUUGGCAAUAUCCAUCUUUAACUAAAGCAAUUGAUAUUCCUGCGCACGAAAGCCGAGUGUUGCAUAGUUGCCUGAGUCCAGAUGGUCAGGUACUUGCAACAGCUGCGAGUGAUGAAAAUCUUAAAUUUUGGAGGGUGUUUGAAAGCACAAAAAAAGUUUCGAUGGAUCAAAUGGUCGGUCUUUCUGGAAAUAAAGGUGGUUUACAAGAAAUGACAAAAACAAUGACAAUUAGGUGACAUUAAGACUUGCAAAGGUUUACAUUGCUUCAAAGAUUCAUCAAGG